Thunnus maccoyii (southern bluefin tuna) is the source of this 3898-nucleotide messenger RNA. RefSeq names its product protein prenyltransferase alpha subunit repeat containing 1 (gene ptar1). The transcript has 7 exons. Gene Ontology annotation, biological process: protein prenylation. NCBI's taxonomy places the organism in Eukaryota, Metazoa, Chordata, Actinopteri, Scombriformes, Scombridae. The coding region runs from base 23 to 1462 and encodes 479 amino acids. Gene Ontology annotation, molecular function: protein prenyltransferase activity. Gene Ontology annotation, cellular component: cytoplasm. The record is from RefSeq and is a predicted model, not a curated record.
AUUAGGGGGGGGGGGUCUAAAAAUGGCGGAGUCGGAGGAGGAGGUGGACGUCUUGGUCCAGAGAGUUGUCAAAGACAUCACUAACGCGUUUAAGAGGAACCCCAACAUUGAUGAGAUUGGUGUGAUCCCGUGUCCAGAGGCACGCUACAACCGCAGCCCUAUUGUGCUGGUGGAGAACAAGCUGGGUGUUGAGAGCUGGUGUGUGAAGUUCCUGCUGCCAUAUGUCCACAACAAGCUGCUGCUCUACCGCCAGCGCAAGCACUGGCUGGACAGGGAAGCUUUAGUGGAUAUCACCUGCACUCUGUUGCUGCUUAACCCGGACUUCACCACUGCAUGGAAUGUCAGGAAGGAGCUGCUACGGUGUGGAGUUCUGAACCCAGAGAAGGACCUCUACCUGGGCAAGCUGGCCCUCACCAAAUUCCCCAAGAGCCCGGAGACAUGGAUACACCGACGCUGGGUGCUGCAGCAGGUCCUGAGGCAGUCCUCUGCUGUGGGCUGCAGCGGGAAGCAGCAGCAGCAGCAGCAGCAGCAGCAGCAGCAGGGUGAAGCAGAGCAGGCUGAUGCAGGCAGGAGCCAGCAGCUCAGUGACCAUCUGGCCAGAACGCUUCAACAAGAGAUGACUGUGUGCUCUGACGCUGCCUGCCGCUAUCCCAGCAACUACAACGCCUGGUCCCACCGCAUCUGGGUGCUGCAGCACAUGGCCAUGGGCAACGUCAAGGUUUUCCAUGAUGAGUUGUCCUCUAUGCGCCUAUGGGUGUCCAUGCAUGUGUCUGACCACAGUGGUUUCCAUUACCGCCAGUUCUUGCUCAAGGAGCUGAUCACUGAGCUCACUGAGCUCUCUCAGACUCCAACUUCCACCAACAGCAGUUCACCCGAGCAUCGGUCCAACAUAGUCCUCAGCAGCAGUCCCCACCAUCACAGCCACGCCCAGGUUAACGGGGAGCUGUCAGGAGCAGAGGCAGCAGGUGAGGACGAGAGCCAGCUCAGCCUCACCGCAGUAGUUCAGCUCUUCCACCAGGAGAUGGAGCUCUGCUCAGACCUGAUCCAGUCCUUCCCUGGACACGAGACUCUCUGGAGUCACAGGCGGCACGUCUUCUAUCUGUGGCACCACUGGAGGAAGGAACACCAGCAUCACCACUGCAGCAGCAACGGAGGCAGCGAGUCGGUCCACUUUAACGACGGCGACCUGGGCCUCCAGAAGACAAGUGCUCAGGGCUAUGGAGAUCAGGAGGAUGUUGUAAACGGACAGAGGCAUUCUGGUGAAGCUAUGGAGGUAGACGGGAUGUCUUUGCCAGAUUCGCACGACAGCAAGCGUCUGAAGAGAGGCGCCUGCCACCCAACCUUGCCCUCAGAGCACAGUUUUGUGAAUGGAAUCCUGGACAGCUGCUGUAACCCUGAGCAGAGACGCUUUGCCCUGGCAUACAGGAAAUGGUUAGACACUGUCAUUGGUCAGCAGCAUUGAAAGCGAGAACAAUUGGCCCUAUCCUUUCUCAACAUUGAAGUUGCCUUUAGACACAGAUUUCGGAUCAGCUUACCUACUUAUAGCGCUGACUUUAACCAGUAGAAUGAUGCAGUGAUGACUUUAGAAACCAAUCCCGGGGCAACCUAGUUAAUAUCCUCUCUUCCUGACAGUGAGUAGAGAGGAUGGGGUCUGAGAGUAAGGCUGUUUUGGCUUCACCCAGUCCGUUCUUCCUCUUAAACAUCUGGAUUCUCUUGAGCUUGGUCUAAGCCAGGAACCCCUUCAGAAUGGAAAUCUGCUCACACAAAGCAAACCGGCUCGCUAUGUCUGUCAGUAGAUUCUAUUCUUAUUUCAGGUGUCUCAAUGCCUCAGGUCAAAGUCCCACCGCUUUUAUUUAUUGCCAACUUGGCAUUCAUCCACACAGCUUGCAUAAUAAGUUGAAGUAUUUCAGCAAAGAACUAAAUGAAGCUGCCACAUUAUCUUUGCAGAGGUGAGAGCAGAGCAGAAUGACAGAAAUGACUAAAAACUCACUAUCAAAACACUUGUUGGAUCUGAUUGUAUAGAAAAACAAAAUGGCCAAUAUUACAUUAUGAAAUAAUUAUAUGAAUAGUGAUUAUUAUUAUGAUCCAGAGGGGAUUGGUGACAUGUCAGUGGGAUAAAUGCCGUCAUGCAAUAAAAAUACAUUUAAAAAGGGCAUUUUUGAUAAUGUAGCUAUAAUAUAAUGAAAAGUGAAUUCAAUAAAACCUUUACUAAAAAUCAUUGUAUUUUUAUAUUUUACUCAUUUAUUAAAAUGUUUGUUACUACUAGUUUUUUUUUUAUUUUAAUUUUCUUGUUUGUUUUUAGCAUUGGCCAUUUUGGAGUUCCAUAAAUUUGAAGCAGGUGUUAAAUGACAGCUUUGGAGUGAUAGUGACUCUGAUUAUAAGGAUUCUCUCAGCUGCGUGGUCGCUCUACUUUAGAUGAAUGUCUCGCAACGGCAGGUUUUAAGCACAGCCACACGGAUUCUUUAGAUUUCCAUUCUGAAGGCAGUAACAUUUAUUAACCAUGUCAUUUUCUCUUCAUCUUUUCCUCUCUUGAUCUCUGGUUGCUGCUCCUGGUUGAUUUUACCCUCGUACUUUCACUGAUGUAUAUAGUGAAUAAGACCUUACUAUGUAGCCAAGUGCUAACUUACAGUAGCUUGCAACAGAAAGCCAAAAAGCUGGUCACUAGCUAAGAGAGUACGUUCUGUUUGCUAUGUGAAAAGUUAGUCAUAGCUAACUUGCAAGUCUUACCUUCUGUCAACCUGAAGCACUAAAUACAUAACCAGAGAAUGUUAGCUUUACCAGUUUAGCGGUACUGAUGUUUGACUUUAAAGGAAUAUAGUGCUAGGGAAGUGAGUUCCUCCUACAUUCACUGGUGCUACAUGCUGCCGUUACUACAACUACUUCAUCUGUUACUGGUGUGUAGUGUGCAACAGGUGAAAACUGAACUGCACUUUUGACUAUUUGAUCAUAAUAGGCAUCGUUUUGUGAGGUAUCACUGAUAAACAACAAUAUUACAACUAUUUUUAAAAUGUCUGCUAUUUGCACCUGGUUAGUUAACAAUAGGCCUAGCUGCUGUAUUUCACUAGCUUGUCAAACAAUAGAGGUAUUAUCAAAAAGGUCAAAAUCUACAUCACAUCACAUUAUCUUUGUGUUAAGGAAUAAUUUGUAGCACUCCUUUUAAAAGUUACAUGCUGUAUCUGCACAUGUCAUCCCAUCAAUAAUGUAAAGGAUGAAACUGACACUUCCUCCCACUACAUUGCCUCAGCUGGAUUGAUAAGGGAAGAAUGGUAUUAUUGAAUUUGUAUCUGACAAAUCUGAAGUCACCUGUAUAGCAGAUGAUUGGUUGGAAAAUAUGAUGGGCUGCAUCUCAAAGAGGAUCCAUCUUUGUCACUCAAAGAUGUUGUUACAGUACAUAUGUGAGCAAAUGCGGGACGCAUUAGCAUUCACUACAACGGUGAUGUCUUAGUGGGAACCUCAAUGCAGCGUCUGUAUAAAGAGGUUUGAUUGGAUCGCCUACAUUGGCUUGUUCUUAAAGACAGAAUGGCAUGUUUGAGGGGAAAAAUGGAAGGCUUAGUCUAACUACUGCACCUGUAAGUAUAAAAGCCACCUGAGACAGCACAGAUGUCCACUCAUUGUUAUACAAACUAGUCCACAAGUGUAUCUAACUGCUUAAGACGAAUUCAUAAUUUUCACAAGCCACAUGUUCAAAUCUUGAACAGAACUCACCACCUUCCGAUAUCAGAUCAAAAGGUAGACGGGUGAUAGCAGACAAGUACACAAAGCCAUUUAGAGCAUUCAGUCAUUAGUCUGUAACAUUUGUGAUGUUUCUUUUCCAGGUUUUCCUUGUGCUUCCAUGUAACCCUUACCAUGCUGUAUUUGGCUUCUCAUAAAAAAAAAAUGUAAGAAUUAUGAAGUAAGA